GACAGUCAAGUUUCAAUAAAAGUGUCAGGUUUCAAGAAAGAGACAUAUCGCGUGCAAGCUGCUUAAAAAAUUUCCGACUUUAUUCAUAUGUCUCUCUAUGCUCAUGCGCGCUGCAUUCUGGACCAACCAGAGUAACCUUAGGGGAAGGAGGAAAACGCUGGCGGCAAGAGAGAGGGGAGGAUUUUGCGCUAUCGCGUAUAUAUACAUAUAUUGACAUUAUACAUACGCGUUAUAUUGCUAAGUACGACAGGCACGUCGACGUCAGUCAUUUGACUGCGUGAAGCUCACGGUCUUUACGCAUAGUGGCCGUAGUUACGUUGACGUAUAAUUAUGAGUUGUGGAUUCGUCACUUGUGGCCCGAACGAGGCUCUCGUCGUCUCAGGAUGUUGCUACAGCAAACCUCUCUUGGUACCUGGAGGCCGAGUGUUUGUUUGGCCCCUUGUGCAACAAGUACAAAAGAUUUCUUUAAAUACAAUGACCUUACAAGUCGAGAGUCCAACAGUGUACACUUGUCAAGGAGUUCCAAUAUCUGUAACAGGCAUUGCACAGGUAAAAAUUCAAGGACAAAAUGAAGAGAUGCUAUCUACGGCGUGUGAGCAGUUUCUUGGAAAAUCUGAAGACGAGAUACACAAUAUAGCUCUCGUCACUCUAGAAGGACAUCAACGAGCUAUAAUGGGUAGUAUGACUGUAGAGGAAAUUUACAAAGAUCGUAAAAAGUUUAGCAAGGAAGUCUUUGAAGUAGCGAGCAGUGAUCUAGUCAAUAUGGGCAUUACUGUUGUAUCAUACACAUUGAAAGAUAUCCGAGACGAAGAAGGGGCAAAGGGUUAUUUACAAGCACUCGGUAUGGCACGUACAGCAGAAGUGAAGAGAGAUGCUAGAAUAGGUGAAGCAGAAGCUCGCAGAGACGCUCAAAUUAGAGAAGCUAUCGCCGAGGAACAAAGAAUGGCUGCACGUUUCCUUAAUGACACAGAGAUUGCAAAAGCGCAACGUGAUUUUGAAUUGAAAAAGGCUGCUUAUGAUGUUGAAGUCCAAACCAAAAAAGCUGACGCAGAAAUGGCAUUCGAACUACAAGCAGCAAAAACUAAACAAAGGAUCAUGGAAGAGCAAAUGCAAGUAAAGGUUGUAGAACGUAGCCAGGAGAUCGCCGUGCAAGAGCAGGAAAUGUUGAGACGCGAAAGGGAAUUAGAUGCCACUGUACGACGUCCUGCUGACGCAGAAAAAUACAGAUUAGAGAAAAUGGCCGAAGCAAAUAAAUUGCGUCUUGUUAUGGAGGCUGAAGCCGAAGCUGAAGCUAUUAAGAUUCGCGGUGAGGCGGAAGCCUUCGCUAUCGAAGCAAAAGCUAAGGCAGAAGCAGAACAAAUGGCAAAGAAAGCUGCGGCAUGGAACGAGUACAAGAGCGCAGCCAUGAUAGACAUGAUGCUUGAUACACUUCCAAAGGUUGCCGCCGAAGUAGCCGCUCCUCUUUCUCAAGCAAAAAAGAUAACUAUGGUUUCAAGUGGUAAUGGCACUAUUGGUGCCGAAAAACUAACCGAGGAAGUUUUCAAUAUUGUACAGCGUGUUCCAGAUCUUGUUAAAAAUUUGACGGGCGUGGACAUUGCGAAGUCGGUACACGCUGCGUAAAUGUGCGAUAUGAAGGAAAAUUGAAUAAUUUUCCUAGUCAAAUGUUUUUCAAUGUACAUUUAUAAAAAGUAUUUAAUGGAUUCUUUUAUUAUAUAUACAUUUACUUUAAACAUCUUGCCCUAUAAUGUAGGCUAAGUUUAAUUGAGUAUUGGAAUUUCUGUAUUAUGAAAAUUUAACACUUUCACUGCCAUUUUAUAACAUCUGUGUAGAUUACUUGUGUAUGUGAGCCCAAAUUGAUGCAUUUUACUUUCGAAAGUUAGUUAAUCAAUUAGUGUAUAAAUGAUCUUUCAUUUUUAUUACAAAAACUUAAGCAGGUCUGGGCCAUAAAAUGUGUUUGAAAUACUUUUAUUUAAAAUACACUAUUUGCAACACAAAUAUAUUUUGUAUUUCAGCGGAGGAUAUGAAGGUAUUACGUAUUCUGUAAUCAUAUUACGUAUUCUGUGCUCCACUAAAAUGCAAAGUACAAAAUACAAAAAUUGUGUUACAAAUACUGUUUUUCAAAUAAAAGUAUUUCAAAUAUAUAUCAGCCCUGAUUUUAAGAAUACAGUACCUCGCACAAGAAAUUUUGUUAUUUGUUAAUUUCAAUUUUACUAAUCUAGACAGUGAAAGUGUGGCAUAGCAUUACUCUUGCUUAUAUUACUAUAUUCUGUUCAACGAGAGACCUCGAUUUGCGCAUAGCAGGCAACGUAAGGUUGUACAAGACGCUAUUACAAGACCUGCACAAAACGGAUGAGUUUUCGGGGUCAUUCUCUUGUUAAACGGAGUAUAAUAUUAUUUUUAUACCAAUCACUUUUUAAUUAAUAGCGUUUUCUCUUGGGAUACACUGGGUACCUCGCAUCGCACCAGUUGCGUGUAAGCGCUACACUCAGUUACACUACACUAGAGUGAUGCACAUGAAUGAUGUACACUACAUCAUUAUUGCGCUUGUUCCCGCUUGACUUCCAUUUUCAAAUUUUAAAUGUCACACUGGGUCUACACCAUUUGAGACGGUGAAAAUCUCACUUCGUACAUAAAAUUUGCACUACACCGUAGCCACAAAAUUUGCAAACACCGAAUGAGUUUACCACCAGUCAUGGAAACAUGGUACACUGUCUGAGUGUUGCAUUAGUGGGCGAUAGUGCAACUAAGAGAAAACGCUAUAAGAUUUUAUUAACUACUUAGUAUAUAUUUUCCUAACUCAAUUUUUAAAUAAAAAAAAAAGUGUGUGCGUUCUCUCUGUCGAAUCUCUUGAGAGCCAAUGAUGGUCUCCCUGUUUAUCUAUAAUUCUAUGCCAAUAUGUGCCGAAUGCCAUUUCUUCAGAUAUUCUAUUACAUGUGUAUCUUACAAAUAUAAUUAAGCAUCUAUUUAGAGAUGAAAGUAAUGUAUUUAAUAUCGUUCACAUAAAGAGAUCUUUCUUCUAGUCCUUGAGAUAAAUUUAUAUGUAACAUUUGGCAUAAACAUUCUAUUUUCUGUAUACGAUACAAAAUGAAAGAAACAGUAAUAUAUUUUAUCCCAUGUUUAUAUAUAUAUAAGUCAUAAAUUACUAUGAUCCAGUCAUUUAUAAAAAGUCAUAUAAUUGUAACUUUUGAAUAAAGCUUCUGACUACAUACAUUUA
Molecule: messenger RNA, 3214 nt
Organism: Acromyrmex echinatior (Panamanian leafcutter ant)
Lineage: Eukaryota; Metazoa; Arthropoda; Insecta; Hymenoptera; Formicidae
Product: flotillin-1
Biological process (GO): positive regulation of endocytosis; positive regulation of cell junction assembly; positive regulation of cell-cell adhesion mediated by cadherin
Cellular component (GO): plasma membrane; flotillin complex; cytoplasmic vesicle
Molecular function (GO): protease binding
Source: RefSeq, a predicted model, not a curated record